Molecule: messenger RNA, 3391 nt
Organism: Acipenser ruthenus (sterlet)
Lineage: Eukaryota; Metazoa; Chordata; Actinopteri; Acipenseriformes; Acipenseridae
Product: peptide deformylase, mitochondrial-like
Exons: 3
Coding region: 692-1447 (251 amino acids)
Biological process (GO): N-terminal protein amino acid modification; peptidyl-methionine modification
Cellular component (GO): mitochondrion
Molecular function (GO): peptide deformylase activity
Source: RefSeq, a predicted model, not a curated record
UGGUUUCAGGAGAGCAGGUUUCAGGCCACUGCAAGGAUGUGCAAGACAAACUAAAGCAAAAUUUAUUUUAACCUAGGGUAGUACCAAAUAUUAUAUUACAAAAUUAAAAUACAACCAUAUACAAUACAUACAGAUGUACCUAUUUAAGUAGAAAUCUAUAUGAAUGCCCUGUAUUAUUCUACAGCAUGCGCCGCUGGACUGUAUAUGGUAUAGACUGAAAUGCGCUCAACAGAUAUCUACAUCUACGCAGUACUUUUAUAUGAACAUUGUAUUUGCCUUUUAUUAAACUAGCGCUUCGAAGUACUGUUGACACAUCUAUACUGUAUAAUUCAUAUUUAUAGAUUUCUAGAUAUUCUCUAUUGAAGAUAAAUCCUAAUGUUUUUUUUUUCCCGUUCUUUGAAAUUACAUUACAGUGCCUAUAUGGAGAUUCCAAAAAUUCUUCAGAAUAGGAAUUAUUUAGGAUGUGUUCAAGUGCGUUUCGUUUGCUCAAGCUUAUUUAGCAACUACAGCUACCUUCAUAAACUUCACAACUACAACUCCCGAAAUCCAUUGCAAGUGUCGCACGUAAAACGUCAAUUACAUUUUGCGAGUGAAGCUGCGUGCGUGACCGUGGAGACAGAGGACAUUGGAGUUGCUGAACUGUGCCGAAUUAAAUGAAGCGGUUUGAUGCAGUGAUUAAUAUUAUGCAGAAAUGACAUCACUAGGUUUAUCUAGAUCGUUGUGUCACACUCUGCAGUGCUAUACUGUUAAAAGAUGUAUUCCUAUGUCUGGUUAUACCUGUAAACAGUUACCUGUGAUAUGUAACCCUUGCGCACCAGCCACAAGAUCACACUCGUCUGAGAUAAAGCAAAGAACUUAUUGGCAGUACCUAAAACGUAAAGUGAUGAAGUCCUCUUCGCCCCCUUAUCAGCAUGUGUGCCAAGUUGGUGACCCAGUGCUUCGUUCGAAGGCAUCCCCAGUGGACCCUGUUGAGAUCUGUAGCCCACAAGUCCAGAAAGUGAUCCGAACUUUAAUCAAAGUGAUGAGGAAGCUGGACUGCAUGGGACUGAGUGCCCCUCAGAUUGGAGUCUCUCUUCAAGUGAUUGCUUUAGAAUUCACAGAGCGCAUGCUUCAUGAAAACCCUUUGAACGCUAGAGAGAUAAAGGGGCUAGCACCCUUCCCACUAAAAAUCUUUGUGAACCCCAGUGUUCGUAUUCUGGACUCUAGAACUGCAACGUUUGUGGAAGGGUGUGAAAGUGUCUCUGGAUUCUCUGCCUGUGUUCCGAGGUACCAUUCAGUGGAAAUCUCAGGUUUGAACGAAAGAGGGGAGCCUGUCUCAUGGCAGACCAGUGGCUGGCCAGCCCGUAUCAUUCAGCAUGAAAUGGACCAUUUAAAUGGAGUGUUGUAUAUUGAUAAAAUGGACAGCAAAACCUUUGCAAAUGUCAGUUGGAUGGAACUCAAUGAAUAAAAACCAGUAGACUUAUUCGUACAAUUGAUUUCAGCAGGGUUUUUCAUUUAUAUUGUAUACCAUGAUGAAAAGCCUUUUUUGAAUGAGAACCACAAGUAGAAAUUAGAAAACAGAAUGACGCCAUCUGUUGGUCAAAUUACCUAAAGAUAAAAGGUGUUAAAGAUGUAGCCCCUAACAUGUUUUAAUUCCUCACACUCUUUAAUAACUUCAAUGAUAUUUUCACAGUUCCCCCCCAAUGGAGAAGAUGACUGCGCUUUAGUGUUUAAAAAGAUGUUUCCACAUUUUCAAACUUUGGGGAGUGAAAAGGAUUUCAGGGGUAUAACACUGGAUUUCUUUUUAUUUUUUAUCCAACAUCUGAAAUUUAAAACCUUAGUCACUAUACCAUCAAACUUUGAAGAGUCACACACAAGUAUUGCUGUUUUACAACAUCUUUUUAAACUUUGUAACAUGCACUAUAUGUGCUUUAUUAGGUUUACAAAGUCAUGAAAUAUCCAGUGUAUUAUUAAUAUGUAGUUAAGUCUGUCACUGUAGCACACAUUUAGCUUCUCUGCUGCAAUAAAAAGAAACCUCUAGUGACACAUAGUGGCCAAAUGGGUGUGACCCCAUAUAUGUAUCACUGUACUCAGCUUAUAUAUGCUUCUAAUUAAAACAUGUCUGCAAUGCUAGGUAGUAGGUGUAUCAUUUGCAUUUGUAAAAUAAGGAUUAUGGAAUGCAGUGGUAACAGCGUUGAAAGUGGGCUCAACAAAUGCAAGCAUAUUAAUGACUAUCCAGGUAAGAUAUCUAUCACAGAAUAUGUAUAGGACAGAGGGAUCUUUUUUUAUUAUUAUAGGGAAGCUGUAGGAUAAACUUUAGUAGAUAAUCUGUUACCAAACUCUUGCAUUGCCAGGUAAAGUCACUGCAGCUACUACAUUGUACAAUUUUACCCAAUAUCGCAUGCAUGGCUUAGGAUGUUAAGAGUAUUACAACUUCAGAUAAGAACAUUUAGGUUGGAUAAACUGGAGAACUUUCCCUAGCAAUAACUGCAUAAGGGUAUUCUGUUCAAGUUCUCCAUAUAGCAUACAGUUCAUAAAGCUGCCUUGGAAUAGCAGCACAAACUACUGUAAAGUGCUCAAUACAAGGCACAGGAAGUAAACCACAAUAUAAACAGCAUUAGCUCAACUUGAAAGCAAUGCUUAACUGAUUGGGCAAUACAUCAUCAGUUGUACUAUAUACAGUAUCUGCAGUAGCCUUUUGCUGAAACUAUUAACAUAAAUCCAAAAAACACAUCAAAUUAGAACUUAUGUAAAACCAAUACUUAAUGUCUCCAGAUUUUGCACCUGAACUUUAACUCAGUAAAAUCAUUUGAUUUACAUAUAUUAUACAACUAAUACACCGUAAAUUCAAUGCAAGUCCCACCAAAACGCAGACAAAUUCUCAACCACAUGUUUUAUUUGUUCUGUCAGAAAGCAGCAAUUUAAAUACAGAUGUUCACUUGUCCUUUAAAGGAACAAAGAAAGCCUUCACCUGUAGCCUUUCGAAAGGGCAGCUAUCCGUGGGAAGUAGACAUGUUUCCAUUAGUUUAGCUAUAGAAGCUGUUGUAUACUUUUUAGUGAAAAGCAGCAGUCUCACAAUUCUUUAAAACCAGGUUUGGUACUUUGUGACGUGCCUUCUAAUCAUGCUGGCAUUCUUUUACAAUUAUGGUAAAAUGACACGGAGUGCAGAGUCAAAUAGACUGAAAUUGAAGCUUCAGAACUGUAGAGCUAUCUAUUGUGAAACAGCUUAGAAACGAGCCCUAAAAAAGCUGCAUUGUGAAACAAAGACUUGCCCUUUGUCACAAAAUAUACAUAAAUAAGAGUCCUUAGUCGUUCAAGUCGGAGUACUGUACCUGUAGUUAGCAAAGUCAGUGAGCUGGUUAUGUAGUGUGGAAGGGGGGUUCUUUUUAAAUAAUAAAAUUGUUCCAUCAGC